Penaeus indicus is the source of this 7773-nucleotide messenger RNA. RefSeq lists its product as uncharacterized. Gene Ontology annotation, molecular function: GTPase activator activity; protein binding. Bases 334 to 4866 code for a protein of 1510 amino acids. Gene Ontology annotation, cellular component: cytoskeleton; cytoplasm. The transcript has 17 exons. The record is from RefSeq and is a predicted model, not a curated record. Gene Ontology annotation, biological process: signal transduction. Lineage: Eukaryota; Metazoa; Arthropoda; Malacostraca; Decapoda; Penaeidae.
CUCCGCAGUGUUCAACUAGUGGGUGCCAGAGACACACGCACGCGCGAACCCUCCAGUCUCUCCUCAAGUGUUGCCUUGCACGAGGCGAGGCUCCCUCAACGGACGCUUGGCGGCGGGGUGUGGACUGUGUUUGAAAUAAUUCUGUAAGAUCAGAUCGAUUCAGAAGAAAAUGGUAUGAUAAUACUUUGUAAAUAGUGAAGUGUUUUAAAAUGAAAAAUAUCUGUAAAGAAAGAGACAUGGAAAUUAUAUAAGUGAGAAGGGGAACCUGUACUAAAAUAAAUACAGUGCGUGCGUGAACAACAGCGGCGUGGUUUAUCUUCACACGUCACAGACAUGUCGCUCUUGUCCCUCACGGCAAAGAUGGCGGCGGCCGUGCAGUGUGGAGGAGGCUCACUCGGCUCCAGGUCACGCAGGAAGAAGUUUGAUGAUAACCAAUGGUGGGAGCUGUUCGACACCAACACGUCCAGGUUCUACUACUACAACGCCACCUCACAGAAGACGGUCUGGCAUCGCCCGCAAAACUGCGAUAUCAUUCCCCUCGCCAAGUUGCAGCAAAUCAAGCAGAAUACAGAGGUGGCAGAGGAUGAGGACAGCAGAAAGAUUGUGAGGGAAUCCAUUGGCACACAGACACCUUCCAAGCCAGGACCGCUCCCUCUGACCAUACCUGCGACAGUGACUUCCCAUCAUUCAUCUCUACAACUCCGCCAUGCCCCCCUUGCCAAGAACGGUCCACUCCCAACUGGUCGAGCAUCACCAAAAAAUGGUCCAUUACAGACCUUUAGAUCACCCACAAACAAUGGCCCUGUGCCUUCACCCAAGGUUUCCCCGAGCAACUCCAUAUCUUCAUCACGGUCAUCAAUCAACAUAGCUCCAGGUCCAGGGUCAUUACAGCGGUGCCACAGCUCCCUCUUGGGGCGCAGGAGCACCAGGAGUUCUUUACCAGGGAUUGGGAGUGGGACAAGGGGGGCCAUACAGGGUUUAGGGAGUGGUUCAAGGGGAUCUUUGCCCAGUGGCAGUGGGUCUAGAGGAAUGGUGCUCGGAGUUGGGAGUGGACCUUCGGGGGUGCAACAGCGGUGGUCGGGCGGGGCGUCAAACUCACGCUCCUCUGGCAUGGGGUCGUUGCAGAAGAAAGAAGGUGGGACAGGAGGCGGAGCUUCAGAGGCACUCUCGCUACCCCACUCACUCUCCAAGAGAGUCAUCAGCUCCACCACUCAGACUUCCCCAGUUCCCUCCCCAAGACCCUCUCGAAGAUCCUCAGCCCACAAUGCCAGCUCAGCAGGUGGGGGAGGAAGCACUGGAGGAAGUGGUGGCAGUAGUGGACACCACCAUCACCACCACCAUCACAGGCACACUGGCUCAUGUUCACACCAUCACCAUCACAUUGAUGCCAAUGGAGAAGCAGGAGGUGCAAGGAGAGUGCGGCGAAGCUCUCAGUCAUCGCAGGGAUCAUCACUCUCUUACAGUCGCCCAUAUAGACAAGAAUCUGGCAGGUCUAGUGACAGUUCUAUGUCCCAAAGCCGCACCUCCUUAGAAGGAUCUGGUUAUAGAUUACUGGAGUCUCCGCGUGGUAGCUCUGGCCUUCGGGAUUCAAGGAGAGGUGGCUCAGCUGCUGGGCGUGUAGGAGAGAGCCAAAAAGAAGGUGACCCGGUGUCUCCUCGCUCUCCAGACUCUGUGUCUUCCCAUUCCUCCCCGACGCACCCACAGCAGGCAGGCCCUGCUACACCCUCUUCCCACCGCCGAGCUCACACUGAUUCCCGAGACCCAACAGCUGCCAGGUAUAAGGGUGUUCCCCAUCACGAUUUUUCACAUCUUCAUUUUUCCAAACAACGCAGUUUUGAUGUUUCCAACUAUCCAAAACCUGAACACAGUAUGGACCGGCCAAGAGAAAUGGCUUUGUCUCGUAGUUACAGUUUCAUGUCAAGGCCACGAUACCAUGAUGAAGAUGGUAUGCAUGAAAGAUACUUGAUUGGGGCUAUGCGAUCUGUUGAGUCGACGCCACAGCCACGUCGUCGCCAAAAGGGCCUGGAUGCUGUGCCUGGUAGUCCUGAUUCUUUAGGAUCUCAUGGAUACCUUAACUACCGCCAAAGAUCUGAUAGUUCAGGCUUGGAAAGCCUUGCAACACCCAUGAUGCACAGAAAACAGAGGUCCCUUGAGUCAGGAAAAUCCCGUUUUAAAAUGGAUCUACGUUCAAGCACGAGUGCCCACACCAGACUCGCCACAUCAGAUUCUAGUCCAAGUCCCCCUAGUCCUAAGCAUGAGUUCUCACCCUUCAACUUUGACUCACCUCGUGGUCAAGACAGUGGAGCCUCCACUUUGACGGACAAGGACACCAGAUCCAAUUAUGGUCGUGGAUCUGCUGACAGCUCCCCACACUCUCAGGUGGAUUCUGGACUUGUAUCAGGAACAACUGGGAGCAGGGGCUCUGUUGAUAGCAAUUCACGAAGGACAGAUUCACGACAAGCCACCUUGGACAAGGAGACUUCCAAGUGUUCUGCAGCUGAGAGCUCAAGUAAACCUUCCUCAAAGACUGAGCGAGAUGGACGUCGCUGCAAUCACCGCCGCCAUCACCACUGUAGUAAACAUCGAGGAGCAGCAGUUUCCACCACCAACACCACCAGUGCCACUGUUGCUACCACAGACAGUGAUCGGAGUGACACUCUACAGAGUAGCAGCAGUUCUCAACAUCUAGUUAAUACUGGUAGCAACAACAGUCAGAAUCAUAAUUCCAGCUCAGGAAGUAGUAGUACUGCUAAGCAGACCAGUCCUAACAAUAGCAAACAGAUUAGCCCUAGCAAUGGCAGCACAAGCAACACCAAGCAACCAAGUCCCAGUAGUGUGAGCAGUGUGGGAAAACAAGACAAUAGUCCACAGCACCGUGACUUGACACAUCUUUAUUCCAAUUUGGAUUAUGUGUAUGAGCAACCAGUUUACCAGUAUAUUAUGGAGCAAGCCAAGCUUACAGGGUACAGAUUGGGUGAUGCGUUGUAUGAGGAUGCUGAUUCUCUUCAUAGUGAUGAAUCUGGUGACCAGCCUGAUGACAGUGAUGAGUUUGCAGAUGAUGAAGGGAUGUCUAAUGCAGAUUCAUCUUCCCAGGAAUAUCUUGAAGAUGUUAAUUACCUCGCCGAUGAUGAAAUGUAUGCUGAGUUCUUCAUGCCUUAUAAUUUGAAAAACAAAAUUAGAGUGGAAGGGGAGGAGGAUGUCCCAGAAAGCAACAAGGAAUGCCCUCCAGGUGUUGUGCCAGCUACCUCAGCCACAGGAACAUCUGGGAACUCGAGCCAGCCAGCAUCCGCACCACGACCGAUCAUCCCACCAGCUUCCCUUGUACCGCUCCCUCCAAACAGCCUACCUUUGGACACCCAGCAUGCCUCUCUGCGACGAAAGAAAGAUUCUACUGUGCAUCAGCCUUUGUAUUCACCAAUAUUGGAGAAGAGUGAGUUAAGUAACCGUGAUGGAAGUAGCAACAAUGGCCAAUUGGGUAACCGUCCGCUGUCCAUCUCCAUCCCUAACAUGAUGGACUCCUCUCUCACCACCAAUCCCAUCACAGGCUCUCUCCAUCGCCCUCCUCAGGGUCUGACUGCUCUAUCUCUGAUGAAAAAGCCCCCAUCAGAGUCUGACUUUGAGCGGUACAGUACUGGUGGUGGAGGUGAUGCUGGACACAAUUUAAUGGAGAAAUAUGCCCAGGAGAACCUCAAUAUUCACACACGUGGUCUGUUACGCAAGAAGGUGCCUGUUAUAGACAUGAUAUCAUGGACAAAGGAUCCUAUCCGCAAACCCAUGUUAGCCACUCUUGACAAGUCGGUCAAGAACCAGGCUUGUGAACUCUUCCGGCUGGUCCAGAUAUACAUGAGUGACAGAAAACCAAAACCAGGAAUGACACUGAAUUCUGUUGGACUAGAUAUUGUAAAUAUGUGUUACAAUACUGUAGGGCUUCGGGAUGAGCUGUUUGUUCAGAUCUGCAGACAGACUACAGAAAAUCAUAAAAGGGACAGUUUACGAAGAGGAUGGGAGCUGUUAGCUAUUUGCUUAGCAUUUUUCCCACCUUCUGAAAAAUUCAGUCCAUACUUGGCUGGCUACAUCACUCGACAUUGUGAUCCAGCCUAUUGUUCUAUGUUUCCUGAUGUGUCAAAGUGGCCCAUCCAUAUCCAGGUGGCUCAUUAUGCUGGAGUUUGCAACAAACGUCUGGAGAGAACUUCAGUUAAUGCCAAGAGACAGCGAUUGAGAAAACCGACACUGGAGGAAAUUGACCUUGCCCGCUUACACAUAUUCCGAGCUUCAAUGUUUGGUGGCACCAUAGAGGAGGUGAUGGCACUCCAGAAGGAUAGAUAUCCACACCGACGACUACCUUGGGUUCAAACAACUCUCUCUGAGGAGGUUCUGAGACUUCAGGGUACGAAUACUGAGGGAAUUUUCAGAGUUCCUGCAGACUUUGAUGAGGUUCAUCAGCUAAAGCAGGUUGUUGAGCAGUGGGAGGUGGGUGACUGUGUGGAUGCACAUGUUGCAGCUGCCCUGCUCAAGACUUGGUACAGAGAACUUUAUGAGCCUCUCAUACCUGAUGCCUUAUAUCAGGCAGCCAUUAAUGCUCAUGAUGAUCCUACACAGGCUGUUGCUCUUGUUAAUAAGCUACCAGAAAUUAACAGGCUUGUACUAUCAUACCUUAUAAGGUUUCUGCAGUACUUUGCCCAGCCUGAUAUUGUAACAGCCACCAAGAUGGAUGCCAGCAAUUUAGCUAUGGUUAUGGCCCCCAAUUGCCUCCGGUGCACAAGUGACGAUCCUCGAGUCAUCUAUGAAAACACUCGCAAGGAGAUGGCCUUUAUUCGAACUCUGAUCCAGCAUUUGGACACCACUUUUAUGGAAGGUGUUGUCUGAGAUUUGCAUCAGACCUAUGUACAGUUUGUGUGUGAAGAGUUGCAUUGAUAAGGAUUUUCCUUGAGCGAAUGAAGAGAAUGUUGUAAAGCCUAACAACUACUAUAUUCAUACAUGUGCAAAAAAUAAAAGAGCUAAAACAUCUAAAGGACGAUGAUGUAUAUUGUUUAAGAAGUGACAUGUGUUCAAGUCCUGAAUUCAGCUUUGGUGUUGAAGACAUUUUUUUUUAUGUUGGCCUAUCUAUUUAUUCAAAUGACAGAGCCUUUCAUGACAUGUAUGCAUUUAUUGAGGAGGAAUUCUGUAGCCACACUUCCAAGAUAACUGAGAAAGCUUUUUUGCUGUUGUACUCUGUGUUCAGAAGAUAUACAGAAGCCUAUAUUUUGUAAGGCAUAUUCCAAGCGGAGAAAUGAUCUUGGGUUUAAUGAAGAUCAGGAGUAUGUGCUUUGAUGAGCAUGUUAUAAAUGCCACAUCAUUCUGGUGCUCAUCUCUGUCUGACCUUGAGGCACAGGUCACAGGGAACUUUCAAUGCUUUUCAGAACUGAGAUCAAAUUCCUCAUAUUUGAAAACUUGUGGGUCACCAGUAAGACGAUCUGCAUGAAGUCCAUCAAGCAGCAGUUAUGUUCACAGAUAUUGCCCAAAGACUUGAUGAAUUUCAGUAUAGUUUGUGGAUUAUUUCCAAGUGAUCUAAAGAGUUUGAGUGUCUUUGGUCUCAUAAUCUGAGAUGUGACUGUGAUUGUUGUCCAGUAACUUCUGUUGUGUUCACUGGAUCCUUCAAGGGGUUUAUGCUUCCACAUAGCACAAAAAAAACUCUUCAUUUUAAUGGUAGGCUGAUUGCUGUCAUGCUGAAAAGAAGAGGCAAGUGUUUUUUUUCUCUCUCUCUCUUUCUAGUCUCAUUGCUGCUUCUACUAGCUUCACAUAUUUGGUGAUAUAGUGCCUGGAAAAAAAUACUUCUAAUACAACCUCCAGAAAAUAUGUAAGUUUUGUUUUGAAAUAACACUGGCCUUUUCAUUCAAAUACAGAACUGUCUACCAAACAUUCCAAAUUUGCUGACAGGUCCCUUGCAAAGAGCCAAGUCACCCUCAUUUUAGGUUCUUCAGGGACUUCAUAAACAUAUGAAGAUGAUAGACCAUGUUCCUGAUAGUUUUAAUAUUAGAAUGCUUCCAGUCUAGCACUGUCAGGGAAGUUAAUUGGAAUUCUGAUAUUCAGAACCUUAAAACCAAUAUGCUUUAAGGGUAGAUAGCAUUGAAAUGUCUAAACCAGUGGGAAUAUUUGGAUAGGAUAUCUGUUUUUGGGUAGGAUAUCUGUUCUGUACAUACCAAAGUUUGUCCAUGGCAGUGAAGGAGAUCUGUGAAGAAGUUGCCUUGACCAAAUGGCUAGUGUUUAAACUCUCUGGAACAUGGUCUGAAUCAAAAAGCUGUUAAGAAAUCAAGGUAAGCUGUAUCCUUUUAUGUCCUGCUGGAAAAUGGACAUGCCUAUUAUCUAGUCUUCAACUUGUACAGAUUUUUUUUCUCAAACUCUCUUGUGCCAAUUUGAACAAAUGAAAAACAGAUCAAAGCUACUUUGUUUGCAUUUGUUACAGGCACACAUGCUUUUGUUAAUAACUUGAUAUAGUUAAGAUGUUAUUUUUUAUACCAUGUUGACAACAAUUUGUUACAAUCUCGUGUAACAUUCUUUGCUACAAUUUGUGACGGAAAUUUUACUUGCAGUUUAAUUAGAGCGAGAGAUGUGUAGGUGUGUAUAAUUAUGAAUGACUUUGGUUGGUAGUUGGCAGAUGGGGUGCAUUUAUUACUGAUACUUCUUUUAUUAUUGUUAUUCCAAUUUUUAAUGAGUAGCAAUGUUAGUAUAUUGAUCACUUACUUGACAAGAAUGUGAUGAAAUCACUGCUGAUAGGCCAGCAGUAUUCCUUUUGAGACUUGUUUUUCCCUUGAGAGUCUAAGGGACUAAGUUUUGUUUCCUGUGGUGAUCGGCAAGUGGAGUAACUAGCUUGUAAGACAGGGCUAUUUAAUUACUGUUGGAGAAGGGCCAAAUUAUAAAACUCAGAUUGGUUACCUUUUUUCUUUCCUUCUUUCUUUUUCUAAAUACUUAUUAAAUGAAGUAAAAGAUAUAUAUACUUUGUCUUUUGCGUUUUCCUAUAGAUAAAUGAAAAGUAUUAAAAUCAAAUAAAGUUUUGCUUUAGAAACUUGUAAAUUUGUUUUGAUGUUUCUCUGUCAGAGUUAGAUUGAAUGAAAAUCAAUUCAAGGGCUUGAUUUGGCCCUUGGGUCACCAGUUGAAUAGCCAUGUUGUAAGAUACGUAUGACUGAACUUGUAUAUGAUGUAAGAGGAUAGGAACUGUAUCUUGAGGUAUUGAUUGCCUAACAAUUGGAUAUUCUAAAAUACUGCAAGGAAAAUCACCGAAAAAUAAAUUCCUAAUUUUAGUUUCUUGGCAGUUGAUCCUUUCACAAGUUAGUAUGACCGCUCCAAGCAAAGCAGCAUAAGCUAGUUACUACUGCAUUUUAUUGCAUUUAGAGCAUAAAUGUGGAAUGUAUUGAAUAGUUUAGUGUCUUCAUCUAUUUAAAUGGGUUCAGAUACCUUGUCAUUUUAGGCUACUUUUGCCUGUUUUACAUCCUAUAUUAUAUGUGCCUCAAAAAGUAUAUAGCACAAUUUCCUUUUUGUACAAAUUAUAUAAAGUGAAUUAUUGCAUUUAAUACCUUAUUUUGCCUCCAGCUUACGCACUGGUAGCUAUGCAGGAGAGGAUCAUCUCGGACUUGUUAUUUUUGACAAGGCUUGUAUAAUAAUUUAUUUUAAAUUUGGAAGCAUCAUGUACAGAUGUCCUGAUGUAUUAUACAUUGAUAUUGUAUAGCUGUAUUUCAAAAUGUUAAAAGCAUUUAAAAAUCAUUUGUAUCAUAUGCAUAUUAAAAACUGUAUGCUCUA